AUGAGGUCGGGUCAACCGGCCCAAAUCACCGCUAACGGAAGCGAAUCGAAAACAGAGUCAGAACGUCGUGUUUUAUCGAAGCUAAUAAUCGCUCCCAAAAUGGCGACAGACGCAGAAUCACCGUCACCGGAGGAGAAGCCAAGCGCCCAGCCGCCGCCGCCACCAGCAGCAACCGAUUUGACUUCGAUAAUAAAAUCGAAAGCACUAGAAGAAACCGCACCAUGGAUCGAUGACGCAAUGCAACAAGCUCUUAUUUACCAAAAAACCAUGCAAGAUUCCCUUGACACCGCCAUUGGAGCUUCAAAAUCUCGCUUCUCUGAAAUCAUCUCGACUUCUCAAGCUCAUUUUAGCCAAACAAUUGAUUAUUUGCAAGAUGUUAAGUUAGAGAUUGGUGUUUAUGAGGAUAAAUUAUUUGGCAAGGUUAAAGAGGGGAUUAAUGUUGCAGCUUCGCAUCCUUUGAUUACGAGCGCUGUUGCUGUUGGAUUGGGACUUGUGGUUCUUAAAAGACCAAGGCGCAUUUUGUACUACAAGACCUUGCGCCUUUUUAAUAGUGAAGAGGCCUUGCUUUCCCAAGCUGAUGCUAAAGUAAAGGAAUUGCGACAGUCGAUUAGCCUCUUGAAGGCUGAAAGUGAGAAGUUGGAGAUUUAUGUUGGUGAGGAAUUCUGGCUUUGUCAUGUACUUGCUGGGAACAUAGUACAGGAUGAGGAUGGGAGUAGAGUUGAGAACAGCAGUGGGGAUAGAGAAUGCAUUCGACAUCUCAAACUGUAUACCGCUAUUCUUAGGAGGGCAUCAUUAGCUGAACAAGAAUUGAUUCGGGGAAGGACAAAGCUCAGGUUUGUGAUUUCAGAAAAAAGGCUUCUGAUGUUCACUCUUGAAAAGUACGAAAGGAAAUGUUUCCUUUUGGCUGAUUUUUUCUGCGGAAACUUUGUCUAUUGUUACAGGCAAGCAGGCAAGCAGAUCCAAGGUGUAAUUAGCUCCGCUUACAAAAUUGAAAGACAAGCUAUGGGGUUGAGGGAUAUUCUUGGGGAAUUGCCCAGAGCAGAAGCAUCUAGAUUUCGGUCACAAAACUUGUCUUGGAGUUCUGUAUAUUUUGGUCAUUUAUCGUGGUUUACUUUGGUUGAAAAGAAAACACUUCUGCUGCGCUCAUUAUCUAAUGCUCCUCAGUUUCGAACCUGGCUUCAGAGGCAAAGCAAGAAAGGAAUGCUUUGUCCAAGGAGGUCACAAAAAUCAGUAACUAUGGAAUCUCGGUCUGAUAAUGCUCUUUGCUUUUGCAAUGUGUUGGAGGUUUGA
This is a messenger RNA of Dovyalis caffra, 1290 nucleotides long. Lineage: Eukaryota; Viridiplantae; Streptophyta; Magnoliopsida; Malpighiales; Salicaceae. The record is from the annotation of a GenBank genome assembly.